Penicillium lagena is the source of this 1053-nucleotide messenger RNA. RefSeq lists its product as uncharacterized. The record is from RefSeq and is a predicted model, not a curated record. The transcript is spliced from 2 exons. Bases 1 to 1053 code for a protein of 350 amino acids. Lineage: Eukaryota; Fungi; Ascomycota; Eurotiomycetes; Eurotiales; Aspergillaceae.
AUGAGGUUUUUGAUGGCUAUUCCCGCCAUCGUAGGGCUUGUGCCCAUUGCCUUGGCCGUUCCUCAUGACAAGCAGAAGGCUCAGAAGGUCGAUGUCAUGAUCCAGCAGAUCAAGGCUACUUCUGAGAUGGACAUCACGGUCGUGAGCCAGGAAUCUUCUCAGGUCCUGGGUCAUGCUUGUUCUAAUAUCCUCAACUCGGGUGCCUUUGCUGAAAAGCCCAUCACCGCUACUUUAGACAAGAAUGGUGCCGGCACCCUUGCUGUUGGCAACCAAAUGUAUAUCGUUAACGAAAAUCCUGAGACCUCUGGUGGUAUCACUUGCCACCGAACAUAUAACGAUGUCGAGAGUUUCAUCCUCUGUGCUGUUCCCCUGCCUACUUCUCUUCCGUUGACCCCAGUCAGUAACGGGGAGAAGGCAAGCUGCUUCAACAGUGGGAAUAUCCCUAGCUUGCAGGCCGCUUUCCGCACCAUUCUUGCCCAGAACAAGGCGCCUGAGACGGAAACGACCAACAUAGUUCAGCGGAACGAGAUGCCUAUGCACAAGCGACAGGCUCCGUGCGGUCAAUGGAGCUCCAGCACCCAGAUUGUCGGGGAUGGAGAUCCGCACCAGAACUAUCUCCACACACAGCUUAGUGUGAGUGUCUUACAAAAUCUGGAAAAUGUCAAUUGCGGCGAGGCAUCAAGCUGUACAGUCGGUCAGUCGGAGAGUAUCUCUUAUACCAUCGGCUGGACCGCUUCUGCCACUGCGUUUGAAUGGCUUACGGGUGGCUUUUCCGUGAGCGUGAGCUGGACGACUGGGGACACAUACUCCUGUACUGGUAGCAGCAACGACACCGUGUGCGUCUGGUACAACACAGCUCAUACCGCGUAUACCGUCCAGAAUGGAGCGUAUAAUGACUGCACUGGAUUUAGUCCCUCCGGCAGUACCUUGAUCAUGCGUUCGCCCAAUUCCAACAACGUGGGCGGUGGGUACAAUUGUAUCAUUGGCACCUCCUGCAGCUCUCAGGGUGCUAAUUAUUGGGACUACAAUGGUCCUGCUGGGGGCCCACAAUAA